AUGAUUCGGUAUCGAUACGUCGUCCAAGGUGAAACUGUGAAUCUGCUGGCAAUUAUUAUCAGUGAGUCUCGAACAACGAGAUCCAGUCAGCUUCCGGACGUUCCAUCUUGUGUCACGCUGUCAUCAGCUCACAUCUGCCUGCUCCAACAAAACGGCCUCUUAGCCUACAAGAAUGCCCUUCCUGUGUUGGUGUUAUGCAAGCACGAUACUCCACUGUCACAGUGCCGCAGACCUGCAUUAUCCUGCUUGGCCAAGAUGAGGGGUAAGUUCACUUGGACACCUGGAGACAUAAAUGAGCACAGAUUGUUGUUCCUCUCUGAGAGAAUCUUUUGCCAGCUUAUGGUUCAAUCUUCAUACAUCAUGGUUGACUCUCAGAGAACCACUGGAGCUGAAGAGAGCGCUGUGGGCAGUGUUCCUUCACCAUCUGCCAACAACCUGGAGCCUACUCGUAGCACCGGCCACGACAUUGCAAUCAAUCACGGCCCCAUUCUAGAGGCCGAAGCAGAGAACAGUGACUUAAUAGACGACGAUGCCUCGGACAGAGCGACAAGUGUGGCAUCUUCAAGCACAAGCUUGUCCAGCUCGAUUCUUCAGCAUCGCUUGGAGAAUGGAAGAACUUACCACAAAUACAAAGACGGAAAAUAUCUUUUCCCCAACGACGAAAGAGAGAACGACAGGCUUGAUUUGCAGCAUGACCUUUAUCUGUUGACGCUGGAAUAUAAGCUGGGUCUUGCUCCCCCGAACAACGAAAAUUCAGGCGUUAAGCGCGUCCUGGACAUCGGGACAGGCACGGGACUCUGGGCUAUCGAAUUCGCCGAUGAACAUCCUGAAGCUGAGGUUCUAGGGGUCGAUCUUACUCCGGUACAGACUCAAUUUGUUCCGCCGAAUCUAAAAUUUGAAGUUGACGACAUUGAACAACCCUGGACAUUCAGCCAGCCUUUCGACUACAUACACAUUCGUGGCAUGACCUCUAGUGUCUCUGACUGGCACGCAUUCUUCAAGCAAGCAUACAACGGCCUUACUCCCGGUGGUUAUAUCGAACUAUUCGAAGGUCAUGCGCGCACACAGUCGGACGAUGGGUCGUUGACUCCUAAUCACGCAUUCUGGCAGUGGGCAGACAAGCUGGACGAGUGCUGCAAGAUCCUCGGCCGUCCAUUUGUCCACGUUCCGAGUCUUGUUCCUAUCCUUGAGCAAGCGGGUUUUGUCGAUGUGACCAUCGUUCCGUUCAAGUGGCCCAUCGGCCCGUGGGCAAAAGAUCCAUAUUACAAAGAACUUGGGGUGUGGGCUCUUGAGAAUGCCUCCGAGGGCCUCGAAGCUUGGACAAUGGCAGCACUGACUAGGGCGCUCGACUGGAGCAAUGCAGAGGUGCAAACUUUUCUGGCUCAAGUCAGGAAGGACCUGAAAGACCGAAGCAUCCACCACUACUGUCCUUUAUGGGUGAUUUAUGGCAAAAAGCCAUUUGGUUUCGUGCUCGAUCCCUACAAGACUUCAAAGAAGGCGCUAAAUCAUCGAACACCUAUAAUUCAAAUUGAAAGCAUCGCGGCAUCGAUUCGGGAUCAGGCUACCAACCAUUUAUCCGUGAUGCAAUGCAGCCCACAGGCCAACAACUCAACCAAUGAAGUGAAGCCGCAAAUGCAGGCCUCGGAGUGCGACAUAGGUAAGACACGACCCAUGGGCUUGCAGCUUAAUUUGGCAGCUGAGAGCAUGAUCUCGAAACGGUAUGGAAGGGAUGAGCACUCCUUCAAAUCAACGAACAUGGCUGUAUUCGAUGCAGACCCAGAGGGAAUCGCACCAGUUGUGCGACCAGCCGCUGUGCUCGACGAUCAAAAUGAAACACCGAUCGAGUCAUCUACGACGACCGCAACAUUGCCUGAGAUAGCUCCGAACCAGACCGCACAUGAGAUUGACCGCCGCGAUGCGGACCCUGUAGUCCCAGAGCAAAGAGCCGAAAGUUUUCAAGCCCAGCAGUUUGCAGACAAAACCACCUUGUCAGGGUGGUUUCCCCAAAUAAGAAGUGACGAAAAUAGCAGUUGGCGCAUAUGGUUUUCACGAAGAAGUCGUGCUCUCAUGGUCCAGAUUGGGAUUAUCGGCUUCAUCCUGAUGACAAAUCUCGGUGUGACUAUUUUUGCUGUCAAAAGCUACGGAAGCCGCAAUGGUGUCGGGUUGAUAUACGAAGGCGACUGCUCAACCGUGAAAAGGCUUGACCAAUGGUUGCAUUUGCGCAUCAAUUUGUUGGGAACAGGCAUGCUGUCGGCUUCAAAUUAUUGCAUGCAACUGCAGGCUGCGCCAACACGCGAGAACGUGAAUGCUGCUCAUGCGAAACACAAGUGGCUGGACAUUGGCAUUCCUAGCCUUCGAAAUCUAAAAUAUCUCAGCAUGUGGAGGCGAUGUUCGUGGGCAUUGUUGGCCUUGACCUCUAUUCCUAUUCAUCUCAUAUACAACUCGGCUGUGUUCCAGUCACUUUCAUCUCACAAUUACACCGUUGUCGUUGUCAAAGAUUCCUUUUUGAACAAUGCUUCAUGGACCUUGGAAACAGCAGAGGACAAUCGAGCCGGCGACUACGGCUGGGAAGACACCCGAGUCAACCCCUCAAACCUAGACUACGAAGAAGUAGUAAGAGCCAUACAGAGGAAUGCAUCCAUCUAUGAAGAACGCAACAUUUCAGCAUGUUUCGACUUGUAUGACGACUACUUCAAUCCCCAAGGAAACGCGAUCAUUCUAGUCAAGAAUGAAACUUUACAGAGCCCGCCAGAGGACAGUCUGCUCAUGUAUGUUUCCAUCGUCCCUCGUUCAGACGACUGGUCCAAGAACAUGUGGGCUCUAGGUAAUGGCACUGGUCACUUUGCAGCUUUGUCACCACCAAAACCCGUGACUAAAUGGUUCCUUGGGCCUCCAUAUUACGAGGUGUCACGAUGUAUCGUUCAGCCGCCAGAAGGGCUCAGCGCAAACUGUCGAUUCGAAUAUUCGCCUCCCAUCAUGUUCACUAUUUGCAUCAUGAACAUGAUUAAAGCGGCCAUCAUGCUAUCAAUAUGGGCUCUGAGGAGAUGGCAGAAUCCCAGAAAGGAAAAUCAGGCGAAGGAGGUCUUAUACACCUUGGGCGAUGCCAUAGCCUCUUUCAUGCGGGAACCAUGCAAGCAAACUGUCGAUAUGGGACUUGCGACAAAGUACGACUUCUUGACUACACGAACUUUGCGCAACCGUUUUAUUAGAUCUUCCCCAACGAUAUUCCAAAAAAGACCUCAGCCGCGGGCUUUUGAAAAGAACCCAAAGCAGUGGAGAUCCUCUGCAAGCCUAAGACGUUGGGUCAUCAUGCUGGCCAUGUGUCUUCUUGUAAUCAUAAUCGCAGCUGUACUUUUGACAAUGUCAUUCGUAAGCCUAAGACAAAGAGGUUUCGGUGUAAAGAUACCACAGCUGUGGAAGCUAGGCUUUGGAGCCUUGACGCCUUACACCUACUUGGUGAUUAAUAUGCCUCGUACAGACCCAGGAGGGUUGAUAGCUAAUGUGCUAUUGGCCAACUUGCCUCAACUCGUCCUGUCGAUCUUGUACAUCGUCUACAAUACUAUGCUGAGCACCUUUUUAGUCCAAAGGGAGUUCAGUCGCAUGUGGGAUCCGGGCAAUAGGAAGCCGUUGAGAGUUUCCGAACCAAUAGGGAUCCAACGAUCAAGUUACUUCAUUUCCCUGCCCUUGAGAUAUGGGAUUCCGCUUUAUGCUAGCUCGGGCAUCAUGCAUUGGCUGGUGUCACAGAGCCUUUUCUUGGCACGAAUUCGAGCCAUAACCACAGACGGGAGUGACGAUGAUGUCAACUCUUUCUCGACAUGUGGCUAUAGUCCUAUAGCUGUGUUUGUCACAUUGCUUGCGGGGCUCCUUCUCGUCAUCAUUAUCAUCGGUAUGGGGCUGCGACGCUAUGAUGGCACAAUGCCAAUGGUGUCGACCAAUAGUCUGGCAAUAAGUGCUGCUUGUCACGUCCUGCGGGAAGAUCAGGAUGGCGGCUAUCUGCUACCUAUUCAGUGGGGAGUUCUCAGUAUGACUGGGGGCGUUGGGAAGUGUGCUUUCACUACAGCGGCGGUCAACACGGUCAAGCUCCCAGAGAAAGGCCCAGAUCGAGUCUACAAUCAGGGUCCAGGCCUUGAACCCAAAUCAAGCUUGUUCUCGAUGGGCUGGACUUCACAUAAUGGGCAAAAAAAAAACAGCAUUGCAUAUCCAACCCAAAGUCACUACUCAAUCCCCGUGUCGGAAAGCUGCAAAUGGGCUCUAAAGGAGAUUGAUGAUCAUACGUCGGGAUUCCUCACUCAGGUCAGCUACCAAUGGCUGGCGUGUACAUCUUGGACGACGUACAAGUUGGGUGAAUCAUCAACCUACGGGAUUCUGCAUUCGCACAACGAGACUUUAUCUGAUGAAUGGACGAAUUUCUCAACAGAUGAGGUCCCGCAUGAAAUAUCUGGCAAACUUUCUCCGAUGGGAUCGCGAAAGUUUGGGCCGGACCAUGACCUCAGCGUGAACUAUCGAGGCCUGGAUCUCGUGUGGGUUUCUGAUGCUGUACGAGGACGAGGGCUGGAAAACUCACAUGGUGAGGUUGAGCAACAGGGCCUCCCGUGGUAUUCACCGACAUGUGCCCAGCUCUUGGUCACGACCUCAUUCUUCCCACAUUGCCGCCUCAUGCUGCUCGGUCUCGCUUCCUUCCUCUACUGCACUGCCUCGGAUGAUGAGUCCUACAUGAACCUCAAUCUCGGUGUCGAGUGUAAUCUCUCAUACGGAAAUGGAUUCUGGAAAAGAGUCUUUCGGGUAAUGCAGAUCAUGGUGUUGACGUCUGCCAAGUCAACUCAAAAGCAGUUCGGAGGUCCGAGCCAACUCAAUUAG
This is a messenger RNA of Colletotrichum lupini, 4857 nucleotides long. RefSeq lists its product as uncharacterized. Bases 1 to 4857 code for a protein of 1618 amino acids. The record is from RefSeq and is a predicted model, not a curated record. NCBI's taxonomy places the organism in Eukaryota, Fungi, Ascomycota, Sordariomycetes, Glomerellales, Glomerellaceae. The transcript has 28 exons.